Messenger RNA from Meloidogyne enterolobii, 854 nucleotides. The record is from the annotation of a GenBank genome assembly. NCBI's taxonomy places the organism in Eukaryota, Metazoa, Nematoda, Chromadorea, Rhabditida, Meloidogynidae.
UUGCAGAGCUGUGCACAACCUCCCCAAUGAUUGAAAGAGUCGGCGCCGAUUACUGUAACAAAUUGCAACAUCCACGCCUGUUAAAAACACACUUUUCUCACCACAAUUGCCCCCAAAACAACCUGUCAAAAUAUAUUUUUGCUUGUAGAAACCCAAAAGAUUGUUUAGUUUCAUACUACCAUCACAACAAAAAUUUUAAAAUUUAUGAUUGGGCAGACGGCAAUUUCGACCAAUUUUUCCAACUUUUUAUUGAAGGAAAAUUGGCUUUUGGAGAUUAUUUUGAACAUUUAAAGAGCUGGCUUCCACAAAAACUUAACAACAAAAAUUUAUUGUUUUUAAAAUAUGAGGAUAUGUUGAAGGAUUUGAAAGGAGCGAUAAUUUUAAUUGCCAAAUUUUUGGGGGAAAAUUCAGCAAACUUAAUUGAAAAUAGUCAAAUUUUGGAAAAAAUUAUUAAAGAAAGUCAAUUGGAGUCUAUGCAGCAAAAUCAGACUAGAUGGUUUCCGGGGAAUGCUUUGCACAAUGAGUCAUUUAUUAGGAAGGGAUGUGCCCGCGACUGGAAGAAUUAUUUGAGUAGAGAACAGAGCGAUUUAAUUGAUGAGUUAUUCAAACAAAGAAUGGCUGGGACAGAAGCUGAAAAUUGGUGGAAGGAUGAAAUGAGAUGGGAAGAUGAUGAAGACGAAAAUGAAGAAUAUAAACAACACCAAAGCGAAGAAGAAACAACAAAUAACGAUUCUGGAAUGGAAAGUGGAGAUGACGAGGAAAAUUGUUUUGAAAGUCAAAAUAGAAGGGAUUCUGUUACUUCUGAAUGUUAUUCGACUACGAGUUGUUCUUCUGAUACUUCUUCAAAUUUUUGA